Molecule: messenger RNA, 612 nt
Organism: Wallemia ichthyophaga EXF-994
Lineage: Eukaryota; Fungi; Basidiomycota; Wallemiomycetes; Wallemiales; Wallemiaceae
Exons: 1
Coding region: 1-612 (203 amino acids)
Biological process (GO): cellular respiration; ubiquinone biosynthetic process
Cellular component (GO): mitochondrion
Molecular function (GO): ubiquinone binding
Source: RefSeq, a predicted model, not a curated record
AUGAUGCUGGGAGGAUUGCGAGGAUUGCGGGGAGUGGCUGGUCAUGCUACACCUCCCGCGCGCAGCAGAGCGUUCAUCACGCUCCCCGAUUUCUCCAGCACUAGCCCGCCAGCGACAUACACCGAGGAGAGGCUAUUGCCGUAUGCGCAGCGUGAUUUAUGGAGGAUGGUGGCGGAUGUUGGCAGGUACAGCAAGUUUGUGCCGCACUGCACGCAUUCCCGUGUCUUGGGUAGCGGGGAGCGGGAGCGGGAGCGGGAGUGGAAGCAGAACCAGGAACAAGACGCAAAACUCAGCACCACCACCACCGUCGAAGCAGAACUGGGCGUCGGGUUCAAGGGUUUCGAAGAGAGGUACACGAGUGUAGUGACGCUGCAGCCGUUCCACACCGUCACCGCUAGAGCUAGCUCUCAGACACCGCUGUUCAAGUCGCUCGAAACGCGCUAUCGAUUCACGCAGCACUCGCAUACACACACCCUCCUGGCUAUUGAGCUCGAAUACGCCUUCAGUAACCCCCUCUACGCGGCGCUGUCAUCCACCUUCUUCGACGGCGUCAGCCACGCGAUGGUGAAUGCGUUCGAGGAGAGGGCGCGUGUGGUUUGUGGAAGGGUGUAG